AUGGUACCCCAAAGAAAACUUCUGAAAGUAUUUAAAAAGACCACCUAUUUGACUACAUUCCUCUUACUUUGCAUUGCUUGGUCAAGAUUACGGCUGUUCUUCCUUAAUGUGAAAUCUCAACCAAAUGCCGUUGAAUAUAAUGGAGGGUUAAUCGAUGAUAUUAAAUUGAUGAAAUGUUAUCGUUGGUAUAAAAAUUGCGAAACAUUAUAUGCACAAAGUGCUGUCCACGAUAAUUCCUUUGUUCUUUGGAAUAGGGUGUCAAAAAAUAUGACAGAUUCUUCAUUGUAUGCAAUUGAAUCAAAUUGGUUAUAUGAAACAUUCUUUUAUGUUCAUUUGUUUAAUACUAACGCAAAUAAAGAAGAUGAAAAACAACCAUUGGCAGAUAUAGCAGUAUCAAGAGAUCCGUCAUUAGUUCCAUUAACAGUUUUACAAGAAGUCAUGCCCUCAUUAAGAUCUUCGGAUUCCAUGAUGGGUAAUAAACGGUUAUAUUAUCAAAAAACUUCUUGGUGGUAUCGAUUUUGGAAUAAUCCUCUUCCGACAAAAAUGAAUUUAAUGAAUAAAUGGAAACAUAAUAAUGAUAUCUUAUGGUCCAAAAUACAACAUGAUUCAUGCCUAAUUACUAAUAUUCAGUUAUAUUUAGGUUCUAAUUUCGUAGAGUCUCGUCCAUUUUGGAAAGAAAUUAUACAUGAAUUACAUAAUGAAGAUGGUAACUCAAUACCAAUCUCUAUAACAAGAAAAGUUGAAUGUGGGUUUGAUGCAAAUCAUACCUUCCCAAAAAAUACUAUCAAUAAUAAAGAUUUAUUACAGCUUAAACAAAAAUCUGAUUUGAAAAUUUUACAACUUUCUGAUAUUCAUAUAAAAGGUAAUGAAGAAAAUUCUGCCAUAUUAGGAGAAUUCCAAUCAAGAAUAUUUAUUUCAAGAAUAAUCGAUAUUGAACGCCCUGAUCUAGUAGUUAUAACUGGUGAUAUUUUAGAUGGCAAUAAAUCUGUAGACUAUCAAACCUGUAUUUUAAACGUGGUUCAGCCAAUAAUUAGAGCUCAGAUACCCUUUGUUAUAUCUUUUGGCGCAAAAGAUUUCUCAAAAUAUGCUACUCAACAAGAAAUUACUGAUUUUGUUAACCAAAUACCAUAUUGUUUAAAUAAAAACUCAGAUUCGAAUGGUCAUCUAACGAUUCCUUAUAAUUUUUCUACUAUACCAAAUGAUUCAAAGGAUGAUUAUUCAAAUCUCAUAACACAAAAUGACCUAGCAAUCUUUAUCUUUAAUUCAAAAACUUCCAAAAGACAAUUUUUUAAAGAUUAUAUCUCUUUGUACAAAUCACCACCUAAAUUAGCCUUAGCUUUUCAAUACUUACCAAUACCCACAUAUCGAUUAUCUGGCGUAUUUCCAAUUAUUGGACAAUAUAAUGAAAGAAAUCUUUUACCAGAGGGAUUUGAUAACGAUGAUAACUUAAUCAAUUAUAUGCAUGAAAUGAAUAUCAAGGCUUUAAGUUGUGGGUUUGAUCAUAGUAAUGACUGUUGUCUCCAAUCUAUUCAUGAUAUUUGGCUUUGUUAUAGUGGUGCAACAGGGUUGACAGCUCCUCAUUCAAUUUUCAUGCCUCCAAGUGUCCGCUUAUUUAAGGUAGAUAAUAUUGAUAAAUCAAUUACUUCAUGGAAAAGAAAUUAUAAUAAAAUUGAUGAAGUUUAUGAUUAUCAGUAUAUAUACAACCAGCCCAAACAAAAACACACUCCUUCAAACUAA
Henningerozyma blattae CBS 6284 is the source of this 1737-nucleotide messenger RNA. It is a transcript of the gene SIA1, whose product is annotated as Sia1p. The record is from RefSeq and is a predicted model, not a curated record. Bases 1 to 1737 code for a protein of 578 amino acids. Gene Ontology annotation, cellular component: cytoplasm. Gene Ontology annotation, molecular function: phosphoprotein phosphatase activity. The transcript has a single exon. Lineage: Eukaryota; Fungi; Ascomycota; Saccharomycetes; Saccharomycetales; Saccharomycetaceae.